Ruditapes philippinarum (Manila clam) is the source of this 2215-nucleotide messenger RNA. Its product is annotated as voltage-dependent anion-selective channel protein 2-like. The record is from RefSeq and is a predicted model, not a curated record. The coding region runs from base 135 to 983 and encodes 282 amino acids. Lineage: Eukaryota; Metazoa; Mollusca; Bivalvia; Venerida; Veneridae. Gene Ontology annotation, cellular component: mitochondrial outer membrane. The transcript is spliced from 9 exons. Gene Ontology annotation, biological process: monoatomic anion transmembrane transport. Gene Ontology annotation, molecular function: voltage-gated monoatomic anion channel activity.
UUUUUGGCGUUAAAACAUCUAGAUACAGACUAAAAACUCCACAAUUUUGUAUGGGUAAACCCGCAAAGCACAAGCCUUCGGUGACCUUGAGCUGAGAAGAAGCAAGGAAAAACGAAUAACAAAAAAAUAGAAAAAUGGCACCACCAUCAUACGCAGAUCUUGGUAAAGCUGCAAGAGACCUGUUUAGCAAAGGAUACAACUAUGGAAGCAAUAAAGUUGAAGUCAAGACAAAGACUGAUAGUGGAGUUAAAUUUACAACAAAGGGAAAUCACACUAGUGACACUGGUAAAAUGACUGGUGAACUUCAGACAGAAUACAAAUGUGAUGAUUAUGGUUUGACAUUCAAGGAGACCUGGAACACUGACAACACCCUUGCCACAGAAGUCACCAUUGAGGAUCAGCUAACUAAAGGAUUGAAAAUUGCUUUUGAUACGUCCUUUGCCCCUCAAACUGGUAAGAAGAGUGGAAAGGUAAAGACUGGUUACAAGCAAGACUAUGUAAACAUAAACUGUGAUGUCGACUUUGAUUUUUCUGGACCAACUAUUAAUGGAGCUGCUGUAUUAGGUUAUAAUGGAUUCCUUGGUGGAUACCAGAUGGCCUUUGAUACCUCUAAGUCAAAAUUGAUCAAAAGCAACUUUGCUAUGGGUUAUGAAGCUGGAGACUUUACCCUCCAUACAAAUGUAAAUGAUGCCUCUGAAUUUGCUGGAUCUAUUCACCAGAAGGUCAAUGAUGAUGUAGAUGUAGGUGUUAGUCUGUCAUGGACUUCAGGAAGUAAUGUGACCAGGUUUGGUCUAGCUAGCAAGUACACAUUAGACAAAAAUGCAUCAAUUAACGCCAAGGUUAACAACAGUGGACAGAUUGGUCUAGGAUAUACACAAAACCUUAGAAAAGGUGUGAAGCUUACACUAUCUUCUCUGAUUGAAGCUAAGAACAUCAAUGCUGGUGGUCACAAAAUUGGAAUGGGUCUCGAGUUUGAUCUGUAAAGACAUUGUUUCAAUAAAAUAUACAGUGACACUUCUCAUAAUAUACUGACCGUGUGAUGCAUAAAGAUCUAUAGAGAAUUGUGUAACAAUUGUAUUGUUGUAAGGUUCUUGUUUAGUUUUGUUGAAAGCUGAAUUUUAUUUUGAAGAAUAAUGAAUGCUACUUAUUCAGUAGUGUGAUUGAUAAAACCAUUUUUGCCAUAAUGUUGAAAUUGUUCAAGAGAUCUGUUGUAGAUCAUGGUGUUUGUUAAAAAUUGUCUGUUUCAACAGUUUUAUUAACAUAAUGUAGAAUUAACUAAUACUCUAGAGUGUGGGUGUGAAUGAGUUAUAAAUGAAUAUUGUGCAAUCUUGUGUCUGUGUAAAGUUUUAAGUUAAUAUAUACUGGGAACCAACUUACAGCAAGUUAUAUAUGUGUACCAAAUGAGAAAUGUGUACCAAAUGAGAAAGUGCUAUACUGUAUACAUUAUGUAAAAAGUGUGCACUGAUAGUUGAUUGUAGGGGAUACUUUGAAGUCAGUGUCCCCUUUGCUUUUUAUGUUGUAUGAAGUGUUAUGACCACAGGGCUAUGUAUUAUGUUUAAAGUUUUGUAAACUAGAGUAUAAUGAAUGUGUGAAUGUGGUUUUGGAAAAGUUUUUUUUUUACAAAUGUACUAAUGAUUAAUCUCAUUAUGAUAUAUGAAAAUGUAAACUAAUAUUUUUAAGUUAGUACAUCUUAAUAUUCAACAUUUAUCUCAACUUCUAUAACUUCUCCACCUUUGUCUAUGCAUUAAGACUUACAAGAAAAAAUAUUGAGACAUCUGUGUACAAUAGGAAAGGAUGGGCUUUUUGCAAAGAAGGCUUUAGAAGCCCAUACUGCCUGUUGUAAAAUGCUUUAUAAUGUUCAGUGAUAAAAGAUCAUGUGUAUCAUGCGGCAGCUUAUUAUUAUGAGAACCAGAAUAUCUGAUUAAUAAUUAAUUGUUGUGAUAUUAUUAUGUAGGCUUAAUCAGACAGAGGUUUUACUUUUUUAUGUCACUCUGUUAGUCUUUAGUGAUUUAUUUUCUGGGUUUUCUUUUGGCAUGUUUUCUAUUGAUUUCUGGAUCUUUCAUCAGAAUCUUGAAUGCAACAUUAUUUUUUUUCUGUGAAACAAUUUUUUUUAUCUACACCAUCAAAUAUUUUUGUGUUUGAGUUUCCUAGCUUCUUAUCAGUUUAUCCUUGUAUGAAUAAACUACAGUAAAAUAAAAACUGCAGGUCUUAAAAA